GAGAGAGUCGAAUAGCAGGAGAGAGGGGGAGAGAGGAAUAGAAAGAAGAGAGAGAGAGAGAGAGAGAUACAGACGCGCAGCUGCUUCUGCUGUGCCGCCGCCUGUGCGCUCCGGUCUCCGUGCUGCUCCCGCCACCGCCGCCGGAUAGAAGAAGCGGCCGCCGCUCGCCAGCCCUUCCCCAGCCCCUUCGCCUUCUUGCCCCCUCCUCGCGAGUAAGCCGCGGAGGGCGAGCAAAGCAGCACGUGGAUUGCUAAAACGGGGCAAGAAAAAGGAGGAGAAGGAGAAGGAGCCGCCGGCUGCAAACCAGCUUCCCCGCUGCCUGACUUAGGGGGACCCCUCCCCCCCCUCUCUCCCCCAAAUCGCCGGGGCGGAGGGAGCGAGAAGGCGGGACGCCCCCCCCCCCUCUAACCACCACCACCCCCAGCGCCGGCCGUAAACGCUCUCCAAUGCCAUCGCGGGCGCAGAGCCGGGCAGAGCGAUGGGCAAACUUCACUCCAAGCAUGCUGCUGCUUGCAAACCUCGAGAGAACCCCGAAGGUGAUAGCUUCGCCGUGAACGCCUCUCUGGCCCGGAAAGGGUUGGAGGAAUGGCCGGCGAACCCCAAAGGCUCCGGGGGUGACGGCGACGGCGGCUUCGGGAUCCCGCAAGGCUGCCCUCACCGGGCGUUUGGCAAGUGCCCCUCCGGCUCCAGGGAGGCAGCUGGUGAAAUUUUCAGGGAGGCGUUUGAGAACGAACAUUUUCAUCUCGAAGUUGCCCUGCCCCCAGAAAAGACGGAGGGAGCUUGCAGUGGUGAUGAAAGAAAGCCGAAAAAGAAACCGAUGGCCGGGCGAAUGCCAAGAAACAACUCAAAUUUGAGGAAAACAGCUCACACAGAUUUGGGAAACCUGCCAGCUUUAAAACUGUGUUUAUGUAUGCCUUUGCUUGAGGCAGCUGGUGAAAUUUUCAGGGAGGCGUUUGAGAACGAACAUUUUCAUCUCGAAGUUGCCCUGCCCCCAGAAAAGACGGAGGGAGCUUGCAGUGGUGAUGAAAAGAAAGCCGAAAAAGAAACCGAUGGCCGGGCGAAUGCCAAGAAACAACUCAAAUUUGAGGAAUUGCAGUGUGACGUGUCUGUUGAAGAAGACAAUAGGCAAGAAUGGACCUUCACUCUCUACGAUUUCGACAACAAUGGCAGAGUUACCCGUGAGGAUAUUACAAGCUUACUUCACACCAUCUAUGAAGUUGUGGAUGCUUCUGUCAAUCAUUCACCCAACUCGAGUAAAACUUUGAGGGUUAAGCUCACUGUUGCUCCAGAUGGGAGCCAAAAGAAGAGAAGCAUCAUGUUGAACCACACUGAUCUUCAAAGCUCAAGGCAUCGAGCAGAGAGCAAAGCUGGUGAAGAAGCUAGAAGUUGUGACAAGAAGCCAAGGGGUUCCCUCAGGUACCACCAUGGAGAAUCCAAGCCUGAUCCAAAUGGAUGCUACCAUCACUGCGUUGAUGAAAACAUUGAAAGGAGGAACCACUAUUUAGAUCUCGCAGGAAUAGAAAACUACACCUCGAAGUUUGGGCCAGGCUCUCCGCCGAUCACUCAGAAGCAAAAUCCAACCAUUCGGGUUGCCAAUCAAGCAAGAUCCCGUUCCCAUGAGCCAGAGGCCUUCCACGCCCACCAGCGGAGGUCCCCUGUGGUGGAUCCUGCCCAUAUUAAUUUGGUGGAAGCUUCGUACGCCAAGCUGGCAGAAAUCCAGCAGAGGCUGCGAAGUCAAGAGGCCAGCAGGCAUUUUGUGAAGUCUCCCAAGACUCAAAGCAAAAACACGGCUUCCGGUCACGCCGGAAGGGCGAUGAGAGGUAAACCCAUCCAAGGAGUACCGCUUCCCAUGGCUUCUCCUACUGCGCGGAUAGGCCAGAACCUACCUUACCACCCCAUGCAGUCCCAGCAGACUUAUAAGAAGCACAAGCAGAGGGGGAAAGAGACUCACCAACUGUGCAAAAGCUUCCCAGCUGCUCCUGGGACAGUGGUGGAAAAAGAGCACGUCAGAGAUCUGCCUGCGGUCAUCUUGUACGAAGGCCAACUUGGGCAGGUGAUCCAGAGACACGAGCAUCACCACCAUCAUGAACACCAUCAUCACUAUCACCACUUCUACCAGACAUGAAAUGGACUUCCUCCUUCUCCGCCUCUUGGGAAGUUCUCCCACACUAUGAAGGAAGGCAUGUUAUGGCCUCUUGGGUGGGGGGAAAAAGAUUGGUGUUGUCCUUAUUCAUGUUAGUAUUAUUGCUAUCACAUUUAAUAUUCUGCUAAAGCUAUUUUAGAACUUGUAUGAAAAACACUAAAAAAAAAUUAUAAUGGUGAUGAUGAUGAUGAUAAUAACCUAACAUUAUUUAUAUUAUGUGGAACUGUAUCGCUUACUUUAAUAACUUGUGGUUCUUAUUAUUUUGGAAAGAAUUGGCUUGUUCAACACACACACAUCUAAGAAAACAGCCAUAGAUAUCCUUAUGGGAAACUUCCCAUGAAUGCUUUGUGUAUUCAGAGAACACACAUGAAAGGGUGCGUGGAACUAGUCCACUCCCAGAAAUGUGCACCUCAAAUGUCAUCGGAACUUUGUGAGAAGUUCUCUGUGGUCCUGCGUGAAGACUUCUUACAUUCAAGGAGAACUUCAUGGUGCCUCCUUGAGCGUAGGUGUUCUCUUAAGCAAAACUCUGGAGAACUUCCUACUGAUGGGUGUUAAGAGGGGAGUGGGAUUCUGCUGGUGGAAAUCUGUAGUUGAACAUACACCUUGGCUCAUGCAAAGCCCUCUGGGAUGAGCUCUGUUUAAAACCUUAAACAUUGAAGCAAGCUUCCCUUUGUGAUAUUGGAAAAGAGGCUUUGAAUGAAUGGUUAGAUACCCUGUUUUCCCCAAAAUAAGACCUCCCCGGAUAAUAAGCA
Molecule: messenger RNA, 2895 nt
Organism: Thamnophis elegans (Western terrestrial garter snake)
Lineage: Eukaryota; Metazoa; Chordata; Lepidosauria; Squamata; Natricidae
Gene: NKD1
Product: NKD inhibitor of WNT signaling pathway 1
Exons: 13
Coding region: 479-2125 (548 amino acids)
Biological process (GO): negative regulation of Wnt signaling pathway
Cellular component (GO): cytoplasm
Molecular function (GO): calcium ion binding
Source: RefSeq, a predicted model, not a curated record